AUGUUUGCAAAGCUAAAGGGUCUCUUUAGCGGCCCGCAGGUGCCAGAGGGCUCUGGGACUACUAGCAAAGCCCCUGACCCAGCUCCAACUCCACCUCCGCCUCCAGCCAAGGAGGAGAAGCCAGCUGAGAAGGAGAAUGAAGACACGAAAGUGGACAAACCACGGGAAUCAGCUCCAUCACCGGCACCACCCCCAGCCCCUGAACCAGCACCAUCAGUGGCCCCGACACCAGCUACGGCCCCAGCUCCAGCCCCAGCUACGGCCCCAGCUCCAGCCCCAGCCCCAGCUCCAGCCCCAGCCUCGGCUCCAGCUCCGGCUCCUCCACCAAACCCUGAUCAAGCUGGAGCUGAGGGAGAGGAGGGGGUCCCCCCUCCACCUCCCCCCAUAGUCAUCAACAAGUACUCAGAUGAGCACCUCAGAGCCAUAAUCACAAAGAUGAGAGAAAGAAAGCAGCUCUUCAAGGAGAAAGUGAUUGAUCAGUAUGCUUCAUCCCCUGAGAUAACCCCUCCUGUCACGCCACUGCUACGCAAAGACGACUAUAACAGAGUCAUAGAGGAAAGGAAACAACAGGCAGAGGAGGCGCGGAUAAAGAAGGAGGAGGCGGACAAGAAGAAAAAAGAGGAGCAGGAGAAGAAGAAAAAGGAGGAUGAGCAAAAGAAAGCAGAACAAAAGGCGGCAGAGGCCGAAAAGCAGGAGGAGAAGAAGAGUAUAACAACCAGGAUAUCCGAGGCAAUGUGGUCAGUGGUGGACACCGUGCUGAAGCCACUCGAGGACCGGAUGGACUCUGUGUUUGGGCAAACCAUAGACCCUUUCACGGACCGUCGCUACAUUGCAUGGCUAAGCUUGGUGACUGUGGCCUUUAACUACAACACGUGGUUCAUCACGGCCCGCCUGUGCUUCCCCUACCACACUGAGAUCUCCAUCCCUUACUGGUUCACCCUGGAUGUGUUGGCUGACAUCAUCUACCUGGCAGACUCUGUCGUCUUCCAGCCCCGCAAACAGUUCGUCAAAGGAGGAGACAUCAUUAAAGACAGAGUGAUGACAAAGAAGCACUACAGAGAUUCAGAGAGAUUCCUGGCGGACGUGGUGUCAGCCUUGCCAUUUGACUUGUUGUACAUCCAAUUUGGAUUCAAAUCUGCCUUCAGACUCAAUCGUCUACUGAAGAUGGACACGUUUUUUGAGUUCAGUGAUCGUCUAGAGAGCAUCAUGGCCAAGGCUUACAUCUGGAGAGUGAUUCGCACCAUUGGCUAUCUGCUCUUCAUGCUCCACCUUAAUGCCUGCUUCUACUACGUGGCCUCAGAAUAUCAGGGCAUUGGUAAAACCAAAUGGGUCUACUCCGGCCUAGGCAGCGCGUACCUGCGUUGUUACUACUUUGCUGUCCGCAGUCUGAUCAACAUCGGGGGUCUAAGUGAACCCGAAACCGUCUUUGAGAUUACCUUUCAGAUGACUAACUUUUUCACGGGCGUCUUUGUGUUCUCCAGUUUGAUUGGACAGAUGAGAGAUGUCAUUGGUGCAGCGACAGCAGCACAGACUUACUUCCGUUCUUCCAUGGACAACACUGUGGAGUACAUGGUGACCAAUAACAUCCCGUCUUUGGUACAGAACCGAGUCCGCACCUGGUACACCUACACCUGGGACGCUCAGGGCAUGCUGGAUGAGUCCGAGCUGCUAGAUAAGAUGCCUCUAGUGAUGAGAACAGCCAUUGCUGUGGACAUCAACCUGGCGACCUUCCAGAAGAUUGAUCUUUUCAAGGGCUGUGACCAGCAGAUGUUAGUGGACAUGUUGCUGAGGCUCAAGUCAAUCAUUUAUCUGCCCGGAGACUUUGUCGUGAAGAAGGGUGACAUCGGUAAAGAGAUGUACAUCAUCAAAGGUGGAGCGGUGCAGGUGGUGGGAGGACCCGACAACAGCAUCGUGUUUGUCACACUAAAAGCUGGUUGUGUUUUUGGGGAAAUCAGUCUCUUGCAGUCCUCCAAAGACGGAGGGAACAGGCGCACAGCUAAUGUCAAAGCAUACGGCUUCGCUAACCUCUUUGUCCUGGAGAAGAAAGACCUGUUUGAUAUUCUGGUUCAUUACCCGGAGUCACAGAAAGUGUUGGCCAGGAAGGGCAGGAAACUAAUGAAGGCCAAAGGUCCAGCAGCAGCUAAAGCUGAAGAAGAGAAGAAAAAAGGACUGGCGCUGUUCGGACCCAAACCCCCCACACCCAAACUGCUGCGCGCUUUCGGCGGGACCAUUAACAGAAAGUUUAUCGACAAAGUGAAGACUUCCAGUAAUGACUAAGGAGCAUGGAAAGUUUUUUUUUAAUAACUCCUCUUUUGGAGUGAAGAAAAUGUAUCUCUCAUGGAAAUGAACUCGUUUCUGUUGAAAGCACCUUUCAGAUAUUAGUUUUACUGCUCUGUGCGAUAAGGUCAUUCUGUCUAUUUAAUAAUAAGAGCAAGCCAAGACCAUCUGUGUACCUCAACUACUGCCCCUAGCGGACACUGCUAUGUAUAUACUUCGUUCAUAUGGUUUUUAUACAGUAUAAUUGUUUUUUUUCCCCACUGUACAGUACGAGUGGAAGCCUCCCUGAGAUUAUCCGUCAGU
Molecule: messenger RNA, 2580 nt
Organism: Oreochromis aureus
Lineage: Eukaryota; Metazoa; Chordata; Actinopteri; Cichliformes; Cichlidae
Product: cyclic nucleotide-gated cation channel beta-3-like
Exons: 17
Coding region: 1-2277 (758 amino acids)
Biological process (GO): monoatomic cation transmembrane transport
Cellular component (GO): photoreceptor outer segment; plasma membrane; intracellular cyclic nucleotide activated cation channel complex
Molecular function (GO): intracellularly cGMP-activated cation channel activity; protein-containing complex binding; intracellularly cAMP-activated cation channel activity
Source: RefSeq, a predicted model, not a curated record